AUCUCGUGGGAGUUUUUCUGUGCUCACAAAGCACCUUUGUUUGUGUUGUUGUUGGCAGGGUCACUGUCUCUGCCUUCUUCCCACCGCACCAGUACACUUCGUCUCAUCAUUCACACCCUUUCCUUUCUCUCUCCAUUCCCAGUAAUUCAAGGAUGCAACUUUCCUCAACCCGUUCCAUAACCUCAAACUUUCACAACUUUGCAUUAAUGGGGUUCAAGGGAAUGCCCACCUAAUCCAGUUUCUCAAUUCUUUAACCCCAACUCCCUUUUUUUUUUUUUUUAUAUAUAUAUAUAUGUGGAGUACUUUUAUUCUGCUACACAAACUCCAACGCUCCAAAUUUUGAGGCAUUUCAUGUUUUCUGUCUCUACCUCUGAGAAAACGUUAUUUUUGUUGUGCUGUUUCUUUGUUUUGCUCUUGUGGGUCGAAAAAAAAUGUCCACUUUGCAGAUGUCCCAUGUUGAUUUGGAGCAAGGGAACCAUCGCCGUUCGGUUGUGGGAAGUGAUGUGAGUGGUGAAGGGAGUCUAUGCUUCUCUGAUGCUGAUGAUGGUUCAUGCUAUUCCCGUUUCUACUCAACAAAUGGAGGUUCAUACGAUGAUUACAGCUUUGCUUGUGUUUCUGAUCCUGAGCUUGGCCCUGUUCCCCAUUCUGGGAGGGCUUCUUCUCUUUCUGAUUGUUCUGUGGAGGUGGAAACUAGAACUGGGGUUCCUGAAAUCAAGGUGCAUUUGGCCAAAGUUGAGAGGGAUUGCAGGAUUUGUCACAUGGGUUUGGAGAGUGAUAGUCAUGAAUGUGGUGCACCCAUUGAAUUGGGAUGUUCCUGUAAGGAUGAUUUGGCUGCUGCUCACAAGCACUGUGCUGAGGCCUGGUUCAAGAUUAAGGGAAAUAGGACCUGUGAAAUUUGUCAUUCUGUUGCUCGGAAUGUUUAUGGAGCAAACGAUGAAUCGACAGAGCAUGCGAGUGAUGGCAACAACGGCACUACAACAGCCACACUCUCAACACCUGUUCCUUCAGCAGAACCACGACGAUUUUGGCACGGCCAUCGCUUCCUGAAUUUCCUGCUUGCUUGUAUGGUUUUUGCAUUUGUCAUAUCAUGGCUUUUUCACUUCAAUGUGCCAUCAUCCUAGUUUCCUGAGGCUGUUUGCUUCAUUUAUAAUUUAAAGUCUGAGUAGGGAGCAAACAAGAGGAAGAUGAAAAGAAAAAACAGAGGAAAAGAGAUGAAAAAAAGAAAUUCCACUCUAGAAUCCAUGGAGAAUGAAUUCUACAAUUUCAGGCCUCAUUGGGUUUAUAUAGGUAGCUGUAUAACUUCCUUUCGUCCAUGCAAAUAUACAUUUCUCCAUUUUCUGUUGUGCAUUCGUCCUAAAUUAUUGAGCUUUGCAAGGCUCUCUUAUUCUGUCUUUCAGAGUCAAUGUAAUUUCUGGACAAGUACUAGAAUGUUUAUUCAAAUGUACAUUAUAUAUUAUAUACUAUAUCGUAUUGCUACUUCA
Cajanus cajan (pigeon pea) is the source of this 1481-nucleotide messenger RNA. RefSeq lists its product as uncharacterized. Gene Ontology annotation, molecular function: zinc ion binding. NCBI's taxonomy places the organism in Eukaryota, Viridiplantae, Streptophyta, Magnoliopsida, Fabales, Fabaceae. The record is from RefSeq and is a predicted model, not a curated record.